Molecule: messenger RNA, 793 nt
Organism: Saccoglossus kowalevskii
Lineage: Eukaryota; Metazoa; Hemichordata; Enteropneusta; Harrimaniidae
Product: coiled-coil-helix-coiled-coil-helix domain-containing protein 2-like
Biological process (GO): mitochondrion organization
Cellular component (GO): mitochondrion; nucleus
Source: RefSeq, a predicted model, not a curated record
UCUCUGGAACUACGCACGUUUCACUUGUUCGGUGUCCGUGUAUUACGUUUAAAAGAAGAUCAACACAAGUUAUUGACAAUGCCUCGUGGUGGUCGGAGCAGAGGGAGGUCGUUCUCGCCAGUGAGGUCGGCACCUCCUAGGACUACUACUACUGCACGGGCUCCAGCUCCAGCUCCUGCCCCUGCACGUACAUCAGCACCUGUAGCCCAAGCACCCCAGCAAACUGCUGUUGGACAGCCAAGGCAAGGACCAGGUAUGUUAGGUCAGAUUGCAAGCACAGCAGCUGGGGUUGCUAUUGGAUCGGCAGUGGGACAUACAAUAGGACAUGCCAUGACAGGCGGUGGUGGUGGUGGCAGUGGAGGAAAUCAGCCUGAUGUGACCUACCAAGAACCAAGUGCAGCCCAGCCAUAUGGAGCCCAGCCAUACCAGCAGCAGCAACAACAGCCAGCUCAGUAUUGUCAGUUUGAGUUAAAGCAGUUUCUGGAGUGUGCUCAAAGUACUCAUGAUAUCUCACUGUGUGAUGGGUUUAACCAAGCACUCAAAGAUUGCAAAGUACAGUACGGUGUACAAUGAUAUCCAGUUUGUAUUGUGUGAAUGCCGGUAUUACAAUAAAGAAAGAAGUUUGCAGUAAACAUAGUGCUACAGGAUGAAGGGAUAAAUGGCUGUAUAGUUUAACCUGUAAUAGUUUUUGCCAAGAACAAAUCCAGUUUGAUAUAUUUUGUGCAUGAGCAUCUUAUGUGCGAGUGUGAAUAUAGGAAUACAAGUAUUUAAAUAAAAUAAACUUGUUGAUUUU